This is a messenger RNA of Ctenopharyngodon idella (grass carp), 11035 nucleotides long. RefSeq names its product solute carrier family 8 member 2b (gene slc8a2b). The record is from RefSeq and is a predicted model, not a curated record. NCBI's taxonomy places the organism in Eukaryota, Metazoa, Chordata, Actinopteri, Cypriniformes, Xenocyprididae. Gene Ontology annotation, molecular function: calcium:sodium antiporter activity. Bases 689 to 3613 code for a protein of 974 amino acids. Gene Ontology annotation, cellular component: sarcolemma; postsynapse; axon. Gene Ontology annotation, biological process: cell communication; calcium ion import across plasma membrane; sodium ion transmembrane transport. The transcript is spliced from 13 exons.
UUCAUUUGUUUUUCUCCUACUAAGAUAUUUGAGAAGAAACAUUUGAUGCUUGCAAUGAAACAUAACUGAGUACUCUAGUCUCUAAAGCUUUGAAAGAGCAACAUCUGAGCAUUAAAAGUUUCCUUUUGUUGCAUGUGUGUGUGUGUGUGUGUUUGUGUGAAUCUAUGUGGAAGUGCUGGAAGGUUUUUGAGUAUCUGAGCUAAUAAAAGCCUUGCAAACACAGAUGUCCCUCUCUGAGACCUGCAGAGGACAUAAUCCUCCAUCCUGGCAACAUUUCGACUGUUAUUUCAUUCUUAUUUGAGUUCUCCAUCCCGUCUUGAAGUCCUGUUGCUAAGCUCUUUUAAAAAAAAAAUCCCAUCCAUCAUCAUCAGCAGUAGGUUUUGUCCUUGUAACCGUGUUUCGCCUCAUGAAAGCAAUCAUUUUCAUUGCCUACGCAGUCUAUUCUUCUACCAAGGUCUGUUUCUGCAUCUCACAUGUUUUUUUAUAAUCAUCUACUUGAUUUACUCCUCUAUAAAAGAGAGCGAGAGCAGCUCUGUACAAAGCUGCAGCCUGGAGAUAUUUAUGUUGGAUUGCGAGUGCUGUUCUUCUAAAGCUGCGUCCCCUGGUGGGCUGGUUCCUCUCCGUGUUGAAUCACCUCCUUUAUUUCUUCUCCUCCUCUGAACUCCGGAAGCCCUUGAGGAGUGAGACCAUGGCAUCUCUUUCCUCUCGACGCUCUUCUAUCCUCUUUCUGUGUCUCGCCCUCGUCCUUUCUUUGCCCCCAUCCUGUUCUCCUGAAUCCCAGCGUGAAGAGCCGUCUCUCCAGCCCUCCGUCGCUCCAGAGGUUCCCUCAGAGCUCUACAGUAACCUGACCAACGACAGCGACGGCGCCGCUCUGAACAAACCAUGCAGCGAACCUGUGGAGUGCAGGCCUGGAAUCGUCCUGCCCGUAUGGAAGCCUAUCAAUCCCAGUCUCGGAGAGCAGAUCGUCCGGGCCGUCGUGUAUUUCGUCUCGCUCAUGUACAUGUUUCUGGGAGUGUCCAUCAUCGCUGACAGAUUCAUGGCAUCCAUCGAGGUCAUCACGUCACAGGAAAAAGAAGUGACCAUCACCAUGCCCAGCGGAGAAACGUCAGUGGCCACUGUGAGAAUCUGGAACGAGACUGUGUCCAAUUUGACCCUGAUGGCACUUGGUUCAUCCGCCCCUGAAAUUCUCCUGUCGGUUAUUGAGGUUUGUGGUCAUGGUUUUGAGUCUGGUGAGCUGGGUCCGGGCACCAUUGUGGGCAGCGCUGCCUUUAAUAUGUUUGUGAUCAUUGGAAUCUGCGUGUGGGUGAUUCCUGACGGUGAGGUGAGGAAGAUCAAACAUCUGAGAGUCUUCUUCAUCACCGCGUUCUGGAGUAUCUUCGCUUACAUCUGGCUCUACCUGAUCCUGUCCGUCAUCUCCCCUGGAAUCGUGGAGAUAUGGGAAGCUCUGGUCACUCUCUGCUAUUUCCCUGUGUGUGUGAUUCUGGCGUGGAUCGCUGACCGACGCCUCCUUUUCUACAAGUACAUGUCCAAACGGUACCGUGCUGACAAAAGAACAGGUGUUGUUGUGGAGACUGAGGGGGAAAUGACCCCCAAAGGUAUGGAGAUGAUGAUGGAUGGCAAGUUUCCACUGAGGGGCGGAGCCAUAGGGAUCAGCACACAGGAACAUUACCAGGAUGGAACCAGCAACACAACAGGCACCAUGGCAACUUUACCCAACUCCAACAGCACGACCGUUUACAUGGAAAGUGUCAAGGACCUGGACGAGAGCCGUAAAGAAGUGAUUCGUAUCCUGAAGGACCUGAAGCAGAAAUAUCCAGAUAAGGAGCUGGAUCAGCUGGUAGACUUGGCCAAUUACUACGCUCUCCUUCAUCAGCAGAAAAGUCGCGCCUUUUAUCGUGUCCAGGCCACACGCAUGAUGAUCGGGGCCGGUAAUGUGCUGAAGAAACACGCUGCUGAUCACUCUCGUCGUACUGUUGUGGUGGGCGGCAACGAGGCUUCGGAGGACGACGACCUGGCCGUCUGCAGCCGCAUUUCCUUCGAGAGUGCGCACAGCCAGUGCAUGGAGAACUGCGGCACCGUAAUGAUACCUGUGGUGUGUCGAGGAGGCCUGGGGGAGAGCACUUUCUACGUAGACUACUGUACGGAAGAUGGCACAGCCAACGCUGGAUCAGAUUAUAAGUACUGCGAAGGGACACUGGUGUUCAAACCUGGAGAAACCAGGAAAGACAUUAAGGUGGGCAUCAUUGACGAUGACAUCUUUGAGGAAGACGAACAUUUCUUUGUGCGUUUGCUGAAUCUGCGUGUCGGUGAUGCGGAAGGUAUGUUUGAGAGUGACGACAUGGAUCAGGCUCCCAAGGCCCGACUGGUUGAACCGCUGAUGGCUACAGUCACCAUCCUGGAUGACGACCACGCCGGGAUCUUCACUUUUACGGACCGCCUGAUGCGAGUGAGCGAGAGUGUAGGUACCAUGGAGGUGACGGUGGUCCGGAACUCUGGUGCCCGCGGAACCGUGAUCAUUCCAUACCACACGGAGCCCGGAACGGCCCAAGGGGGAGGGGUUGACUACGAGGACACACACGGAGAGCUGGAAUUCACCAACGACCAGACAACUCAGACCCUUCAGGUGAGGAUCAUUGAUGAUGAAGAGUACGAGAAACAUGAGAAUUUCUUCAUCGUUCUUGAGGAACCUCGCUGGCUGAAGAGGGGAAUCUCAGCCCUGCUGCUGAACCAAGAGGAUCCAGAGGGACAGUUGAGCACGGAGGAGGAGGAGGCCAGGAAGAUAGCGGAGAUGGGCAAACCUGUUUUGGGGGAGCACAGCCGACUGGAGGUCGUGAUCGAGGAGUCCUAUGAAUUUAAGAGUACCGUUGAUAAACUGAUCAAGAAGACUAACCUGGCGCUGGUCAUCGGCACUCAUUCUUGGCGAGAGCAGUUCGUGGACGCAGUGACCGUCAGUGCAGGUGAUGGAGACGAUGAUGAAGAUGAGGGUCGAGAGGAGCAUCUCCCGUCCUGCUGCGAUUAUGUCAUGCAUUUCCUGACAGUGUUCUGGAAGGUUCUGUUUGCGUUUGUUCCGCCCACGGAGUACUGGAACGGCUGGGCCUGCUUUGUGGUAUCCAUCAUUGUAAUUGGCCUCCUCACUGCGGUCAUUGGAGACCUGGCUUCGCACUUCGGCUGCACCGUAGGCCUCCGUGACACUGUCACCGCUGUGGUGUUUGUGGCUCUGGGCACUUCUAUCCCAGACACAUUCGCCAGUAAAGUCGCCGCUACUCAAGAUCAGUACGCAGACGCCUCCAUCGGAAAUGUCACCGGCAGCAAUGCCGUCAACGUGUUUCUGGGUAUCGGCGUGGCCUGGUCCGUAGCGGCCGUAUACUGGGCGAUCAAAGGCAAGCGGUUUUACGUGGACCCCGGCUCACUGGCCUUCUCCGUCACCCUCUUCACUAUUUUUGCCUUCAUCUGCAUGGGGGUACUACUGUUCCGGCGCCGGCCGUCUAUCGGGGGAGAGCUGGGCGGCCCUCGUGUCGCGCGUGUACUCACUACGCUCCUCUUUCUGGGUCUGUGGUUCCUCUAUAUCCUCUUCUCCAGCCUCGAGGCCUACUGCCACAUCGAGGGCUUCUAAACGGCCCCACAGAGAGAGGGCGCUUUUGAGGCUCAGAGCCAAUAAGCUACAUACAUCAACACACAAAAUUGCACACACACACUUACAAAACACGUAUUUGGUGAAUCGUUGAAUGCGUUAAUACAAGGACCAUUCAGCUUAGAUGUAUCCAAGAACCCUGGUAGAGAAUUUGAGAUGGAAGAAGUUCAGAGAAAAAGGAUGGUGUUUGAGAGAGGGUUGAAAGAAGAGGAGUUUAUGGAAAAGAAUGCAAAGCAUGUAGCAAAAGAGGGGGGAAAAAGAGUGUAAAGUACUAAAACAAAAGAGGGAGCGAUGAUGUAAAAUAGUCACAUUUAUAUCUUUUCGUCUCUCAAGCUCACGCAGAACUGAUGACUUUUGUUUAGCACUGCAGACAUUGUCACAUAACAGGUCUUUUUAUGGUUCAAGGGCACAAUACAUCAGAGCAAAGAGUAAGAGGUGUCUUCAGAGCUGAGAGGCAAACUAUAGUGAUGGUUUUUUAGAUGCUAAUGAAAAUGCAACAGCAAAAGAGCUGCUUAACAGAUCAGCAGUUUUGCUUAGGCUGUUUGCAUCAUUCUGCACUAAAGCACUCCCUUACGAUUGUGGCUUGACAUAUCGUACAAUAUGACUCCAGAAGUCUUGAGUAAAAGCCAAGACGGACUGAAAAUGCACGUCACACUAGACUUCAAGCAUGCAAAAUUACUUUAGACCCUGUUUACAAUGAAUUUGCGCAGCAGGAUAUGAUGUCAUGCUCUAGGGCUUCUUGUUUUAAUAAAUAAUAAAAUAUGAAUAACUACUAAUAAUGCAGUCUAGUGUGACCGCAUCUAACUUCAGUCAAGAUUGAAAUUGAAAUGGUACUAUACAAAUAAUGUUUCACCAGAGUGAUUGAUGCCAGAGUGCUCAUUCAUCAGAACGAACGCAAAGCAAAUUUGAUAGUAACGUGAUGGGAAUGCUAAAUAAUGAAAAAUUUGUUUUGCAUAAAAUAUUAAAAAAUAGUGAUCAUGACACACUAAACAAUCAAAGACUUUCAAUUGUGCCCUAUAAUGACAAAAAAAUGUUUAAUGAUCCCAGAAAUUUGUAUUAGGCAGCAAAACAAGAAUAUUCUAGAAUAGGGCUGCGCAGCGGUAGCUCAUGGACAGAAGAAUGAGAGAAGAUGGAAGUUAUUCAUUAAACAUUAGACUCAAUAUUCUGCUAGUUUAAAGACAUUGGAACCAGAUAUUUUCAUGUGGUUUUACAUGAAUGCUCUACUACACUUCAACAAUCCCUGUAAUUCAACAAACAAAACGUCUCACACAGUAUUAUGACUGGGAUCUGCUGAAAUGGAACACUGCUCUCGAUGACAUUAUAAUGAUUUGAAUCUUCAAUUGUUACAUUCAUUCUGCGCUUUCUGCUGCCUAGAGACAAUGGAACUCUCUCUGUGUCCACGUUUAAAAGUGUCAAUGUAAAAAUUCCACUGGAAAACACCCGCCGUCAUCUCCAUAUCUCCAAGCCUACCGGGAUGUGUGCGAAACUGUUUUCCACUCUUUAGUAUGAGACCACAGCAGUGUUCAGAGUAUGCUUGCAGUGGCUGAAUGAGGUUCAGUCCGGUCAAAGUACCUGAAAGUUUAUCUUCUUAAUACAGGUUUAUUAGGAGGACAAAUGAUUUGGAUGUCAACUUUAUUUGGGUGCAAAAACUUAAGUGUGAUUGCAUUCAUUUUGAUGCAUCCAAGUCCUCAUAACAAAACACUAAAGUUAAAGCAUCAUUGUACAGUUUCUCUCUGCAUUGUGUAAACCUGUUUGGGGCUCUAGAACAAUUAAUGAUUUAAAGAGCUGCGCAUUGAUUGGUUCUUUAUAAACUCGUUAGCUGAUUAGGCUCAUUAUUCGUGGGGCUGAAAGCUGAUUAGUCCUUGAAUCGUCUGGUCUCUGACAGAUUCACAAUAAAAUGUUGUUUACUUGUAGAGCACUCAGGAUUGUGUGUAUAUGUACGUUAAAGGGAUUCUAAGCGUUUUUAUGUCGUCAGCUCAUUUGUCCGGUUUGUAGAUGUUUGUGGUGUGUGUAUUUGUGCUAUACUUCAGGGCUGGACUUUUGUCUGUGGUCUAGUCAAUUGAAAUGCAUGAUGGAGUACAUAUUGGCAGAUCUAUAAUGGCAUGCUUUGACUCUGAAGACAUGCAUGAAUUUGAAGUUUACAAUGUCUGUUACUAAAAGGGACGACAGAUUCUGUCGACUGCAACGAUGGCUGCCAGAUCUCUUUUAUGAUAUUUUGGUGUGAGAUCAGUACUUAAUUAACUACAUUUAAUUUAUUUGAAGGGAUUGUUCACCCAAAAAUGAAAAUUUUCCCAUGAUUUACUCGCCCUCAAGCCAUCAUAGGUGUAUAUGACUAUCUUCUUUCAGACUAACACAAUCGGAGAUAUAUUUAAAAAUAUCCUGGCUCUACCAAGCUUUAUAAUGGUAGCGAACAGGGAGCCUGUUUAUGAUGCAUCCAUCCAUCAUAAAUAUAAUCCAUACGACUCCGAGGGGUUAAUAAAGGCCUUCUGAGGCGAAGUGAUGGGUUUUUCUAAGAAAAAUAUCCAUAUUUAAAACUUUAUUAACUAUAAUAACUAGCUUUUGGCAGACAGCCGUACGCCUCGAUUUGCGGUGGAAGAGUAACCUCUGACCCGACACAUGACGUAAUGAUGAACGCGGAAGAGGAUAGAGUAAAACAAAACACCAGUAACAAAUUAGAAGUCUAAAAUUAUAAAUUUUAAAGAGAAAUGUCACAGGAUUUCAAUAGAAGAGGAGCUUCAGUUUGUGCUCUGCCCUAUUUGUUAACGCAGUAUGCGUAUUGUUGUCUGGCAAAAGCUAGUUAUUUUAGUUAAUAAAGUUUUAAAUAUGGACAUUUUUCGUGAAAAAAAAAAAUUCGUUUCGCUUCAGAAGACCUUUAUUAACCCCCUGGAGUCGUAUGGAUUAUAUUUAUGAUGGAUGGGUGCAUUUUGUGGGGGGGCGCCCCCUGUUCACUACCAUUAUAAAGCUUGGUAGAGCCUUGAUAUUUUUAAAUAUAUCUCUGAUUGUGUUUGUCUGAACGAAGAUAGUCAUAUACACCUAGGAUGGGUGAGUAAAUCAUUGGAUAAUUUUCAUUUUUGAGUGAACUAUAUCCCUUUAAGAGCAGAUCAGGAUUUCUUAUUUUCAAGAAUGAAAAUAAAAGAAAAAAACAGCACCAUUAAUCUGUAUUUUCACACGACAAGCUUUGCUUUAUCUCACAUUUUCACAUUUCUCACGUUGAACAACGUUCAUGCCUUUGUUUAAAGUUUAGCAGAGAGAAAUAGGUUCUCUGACUUAGAUGCUGUGUGAAUGAUAAAGCAUGAAAUCUUGUUUUAUACUUGCUCAACAUCAGCAUCAACUUAAACUGGCUUAAACGGACUGUUAAAACACAUCAGUAGAAAAUUGUUCAGUGGGGGGUUCGAUUUAGAAAAUGUAAGAAAAUGUUUCUUUUCUUUAACAGAGAUUUUCAUAUUUGAAACCCUGAAGGACGGGGUGAAUCCUAGAUUAGCAGAAUCCUGAAUCUGUUUUCGUUCCCAAUUAUUGCCUUAAGAAACGUAUUGAUUAUUUAAUGUUUAGCUAAAAACAUUUCAUAACUGUAUCUGUUUUGUGUUACAUGUUAAUGUGUUCAUGUUUUCUCUGAGUACAACAGAAACCAAAUUGAUUGAGACAAAGUGUGCAAUAUGCGAACAUACCCUGAGCAACAGCAGUACGUCCUGCACUGCCGUUGCAGUAACCCUUCAGUAAUACUUGGUGCCUAUCCUGACCCUUUUGCUUGCUUCCAGAUUUUCUUUAGUGCAUGAAGGCGUUUUCUUCUCAUAACACUACAAAGAGAAAGUGCAAUAAAUCUGACAAAUGACAAGGAGUGUGAUAGAGAAAGUUAAUGUUUUUUCUAAUAUUAUUUGAUCUUAUGUUUUUUGUGGAAUCAAGCUGGAGUUUAUCUGUAGAAAUCACCCAUUGCCCUGAAUGUCAGAUGUUUACUCUUUUUACAACUCUGUUGAAGUCGAAAGCUUUGUAAAACUUUUUGGAAUACAACAUUUUCAGUAGGUGAUUUUUCUAUUUCCAAGUGUACUCAAAUUGAUAGGAACCUCAAUAGUUAUUAAUGUAGUGGUUUUUGAUAACUAUUUCCAAGAUGUUUAGAUAUUCUCAGUAGGUUUACUUGGGUUCCAAGAAAUCACCGUAUGUUGUAUGAUAAUUCAGACUCCAUUUGCAGUGUUUAUUAUCUAUCUAUCUAUCUAUCUAUCUAUCUAUCUAUCAAUUGUUCCAUAUAGCGUUCCACUGAACGUUCCAUCUAAUGUUCUAUUGAUCUAUCGUUCCAUCCAUCUAUCUAUCGUUCUAUCUAUCUAUCUAUCUAUCUAUCUAUCUAUCAUUUGUUUUUGAAUUACAAGUAAUAUGUCUCUGUAAAACAGUUUCUUGUGCACUGGGCCAAAGGCUAUUUUUAUUUAUUAAUUAAUUUACAAGGAAUUUAACUCAUGAUAAGAGUAGAAUACACUGUAGCUGUGACCGUCUUGUCUGUUAACUGUGUUUUAAGGGCAUGUUCAUUGAGAAAAUGCCAUCUUGGCUUUUUCCAACACAUGUCUGGUGAUGAUGUUGCAUUUCUGAGCGGUUGGACUGUUCAUUACUGUAAAUGUGAAGCUGUACAUGUGCCUCUAAUGUGCAAAAAUGCAUGAAGUACCUGUUUGUACGCAUGAGCUGUUAUUAGUGUCAAAGUUUACAUUUACUGUAUCAUCCCGUCGUUUGUUUCUUAUUUUGCUUUUGGUUUUUUGGGGUUUUUUUACUUGCAGGUAUUUUUUACCCUAUUCACACAAUAUUCGAUUAAUAAUCUUCCUUGUUUUAGAAUAGAAUUGGAAGUGAGGAAGAUAUUGACAAACAGUUUGUUACACUUAAUUUCCUUUCUGCCUAGAGAAAUGUGAAAAAAUAGUUAUUACUUUUCAUGUUAUGAAUCUCUGUCUUGUCCUCAGAGUUUUGUAUGUUGUCUGUCGACCUGUGUUCUCUGCCUUGUUUUUGUGCACUUCUAUCUGUGAUCAUUCUCUUUUUGCCUGUUAAAUUACUUUAACAUUGACUGACAAUGUCAGAAAUAAAAAAAAAUUAUGUGACAUUAAUAUAUAUAUAUAUCAAAUACUGUAAUAAUUCACUAGAAAGUAAUAUUUAAAGUUUUUAUGUUUGUAUGUUUUUUUGUUCUGUUUUCGUUCAUUUUUUAUGUAAGUAGCAGAAAAAGUCAAAAGACAAAACUAAAGGUGGAGAACUUUUGUUUUGAAGAACAUGGCAUGAUGUGUAAUGUGUCAAAAGAAGAAAAAAUAAUGAUGUAGCUGCUAGAGCUCAAGCAGACCUUAUUGAAUAUAGUUUAUUUAUUUUAAACAUGUACUGUCCUUGAGUGGUUUGUAAUAACAUCUAUAUAUAAUGCAUCAAAAUUCAAAGUAUUGGCUCUCCGUGUGUAAAGGCCUGUUACUGUUAACUUGUACCAAUCAUGCAAACAGAACAUGAAAAAUGUACAGAUCAGAUAAUUCACUCAUCUUUCAAAUAAAUCCAUCAGUUGUUAUGCCAUCUAGUGAUCACAAAAGUCAAGUUCAGAGAGCUGUCUUGGUGAAAUAGGUCAGUUUUGAUUAGCAACGUAUCAUUAUGUUUAACACUCGACAGUUUGCCAUUCCAGUAAGCUUUCUAUAUUCAUCAAAAAACAUAAAAAUAGAGAAACACUCUGACUUUUCACCAUCAAAACUAUUCUAGGAUCAGUGUUCAUUUCAGAAAUGGCACCUAGGAUUGCAAAAUGUAUACUUCUGUUAUUAUUUCUUGCUUAGUGCAUCAUAAAUGUCCUCCUCAGCUAAUAUAUGACUGUAUGUUUUUAAUCUUCAUGUUGCAAAUUCACUAUUCUUUAAGAAAAAAUGAAAAUGAAGUUACUGUAACUACACAACACUUGCUUUGUACUGCAUUGACAAACCUUAUUUUAAAGCCUGUAGCUUCAAAAAGUAAAAAAGAAAAGAUGUGUGUGAGUUUUUGGUUGUAUGUUUGUAAUUGAAUUUCAUCAUCUGGACCCUAUCCAAGACACCUUGUCUUUGUGCCUAAGCUGUCACCUUGUUCAGAAAUUAAGAGGUAGGAUUGGUAAUUGAACAUGUUUUGUUCUUUCAGAUCUAGUUCAUCCACUAAAAUCAUCUCGUAACAUUGAGGGAAUUUUUGGGCCACUAGAACACUUUCGUAAGGCAGUACAGUCACUAAAAAGGUUACAGCUGAAUAACAAUUUGUAAAAGAAAAAAUAAUAAUUCUGCAAGUAAAAAGUUUAGGCAAUGCCUAGAGGUCGCGCGCUCGAGUGGAGGACUGAAAACCUCACUAUAUGGCGUAACAAACUUGCACAUGGAGCACCGCGACAAACCGAGUGACCCCGAGCCACGGGUACCGUGACAUCACGCAUCGGACCCCGGCACGCGCCACCGCGGAAAGUCCAAUCACAGCUCGCGCUCCACACACCCAUGAGCGCGUGCUACAAACCGCUGCCUCGGCUUCCAUACAAACCGUUCCGGGAGGCGCGCGCCGUUGAUCAGUGUUUAUGGUAUUCAGUCAGCGUGAUUUCACAGGUGAGCAGGUGUGCUGCGUGUAAAAAGUUAAAUUGUCUGUCUCUGGAAACGAAUUAAGGUCAGUGUGCGAUUUAUUCGAUUACUUUAAACGGGGUCGAUAUUUAUGUCAGUAAUUUUUGUGGCGCGCAAGCGGUUGAGAGUCUGGCACAGCAUUCUAGCACUAUUUAAAGUCUUUAAAUACGUUUAAAAUACGUCUAAAGACGUUUAAAACAGACCCCCAACAUGUUUUGCUGAAUAUAUGUAAACCUAUAAUAAAGUGAUAAAUGGUUACUUACGGGUUGUUGAUAUAGGCUACCGUCCGUUACUGAUCCGAACUGAAAUCGCUUGAUCGGCGAAUUGUUGCUAUGGUUACUUCUCAAAUGAAGGCGAAUUAUGUUCACGAGCGUCUAUUUAUUUAACGUAAUUUAAACUUUUGCAGUUGCUGAAAUAUUUGAAAAGGCUGUUGACAUGUAUAUGAAAAAAAAAAACUAGUUUUAAAACCACUCAGCGUUUUAAUUUCUAAGUGUUUCUAAAAGUUGAGGCAUUUAAACAAAUAAAAGGGUCAUGUGCUUGAAAAUAUCUUCAAGAGACUUUAAAGGUUGUUUACCUCUCAUUCCUUAGCGAGUCUGGAAUAAAAUUAUGAAUCAAAUUAUGAUUAGGAAGGGCACACAGAGACGCUUUUAUGUCUUGUUGAGUGGGAGAGGUCAUGAGAUUGAGCUGUGGCAGGUAUUUAGUGUCUGUAAACACCAAGCAUUUUAAACUUGUGUCAUUAUUGUGCCUUUGCGUUAAUAAGCCUAUUCAGUUUCAUAAGCUUUACUGCUUUCUAAACGGUUGAGCUUGUAUGUUUUAAUUUUCAGUGUUUGAAUUCAUUAAAUGGUGCUUGAUCCAA